AUGGUGACUGAAGGGAUUGUGCUUGGCCAUAAAAUUUCCAAAGAGGGCAUGCUGGUAGACCAAGCCAAGGUUGAGGUGAUCGAGAAGCUACCACCACCGAAGGAUGUUAGAGCUUGCGGAGUUUCCUUGGACACGCUGGCUUCUAUAGCGGAUUUUUCUAAAAUGGCUCUUCCUUUGUUUAAAUUACUUUAUAAAGAUGUUGUGUUUAAUUUUUCAGAUCAAUGUAUGCAAGCGUUCAAUAAGCUGAAAGAGGCUUUGAUUACAGCUCUUGUAAUGCAGCCCCGGAUUGGAGUUUACCAUUUGAAAUUAUGUGCAAUGCAAGUGGCUCAGCUGUUGAAGCAGUGCUUGGGCAGCGGAAGGACAAGAGACUGCAUGUUAUUUAUUAUGCCAGUCAAGUACUUAAUCAAGCCCAGAAAAAUCACACGGUCACUGAAAAGGAACUCAUUUCGAUUGUUUUUGCAUGUGAAAAAUUUUGACCUUAUUGAAUUGGAGUUCAACUUGGAGAUUAGGAACCGGAAAGGUGUCGAUAACCCCGUAGCAGACCAUCUUUCAAGAUUGACAGCAGCCAGUGAUGAUGGAUCAAAAAUUUCAGAUUUUUUUCAGGAUGAAAGAGAUGAGAUGCCCCUAAAAGGCAUACUUAAGCUUGGAUUAUUCGAUCUUUGGGGCAUCGAUUUCAUGGGACCUUUUCCACCAUCAAAUGGCAAGAAAUAUAUUUUGGUUUCUGUUGAGUAUUUAUCAAAAUGGGUUGAGGCAAAUUCAUGUUCUGCCAAUGUUUCAAAACAAGGCAGGACACCUUAUCAUCCACAAGCCAACGGUCAAGUCGAGGUAUCAAAUAGAGAAUUGAAAAAGAUUCUUGAAACCAUUGUUGAUAAGUCUAGGAAAGAGUGGGCUGUAAAAUUGGAUGAAGCUUUGUGGGCUUAUCGGAAAGCCUUUAAAACUCCUAUCGGGAAAUUAAAAACCAAGUGGUCGGGGUCAUUUAAAGUAUCGCAGGUACUUGAAUCAGGAGUAAUUGUCCUCCAAGCUGAUGAUGGAAGGGAGUUUACAGUAAAUGGACAGAGAGUUAAGCACUAUUUUGGUGAUGAAGUUCAAAUGAUCAACCUAAUAUCGAUGAGACCACCCAUCGAUUGA
Molecule: messenger RNA, 1128 nt
Organism: Andrographis paniculata
Lineage: Eukaryota; Viridiplantae; Streptophyta; Magnoliopsida; Lamiales; Acanthaceae
Exons: 5
Coding region: 1-1128 (375 amino acids)
Molecular function (GO): nucleic acid binding
Source: RefSeq, a predicted model, not a curated record